This is a messenger RNA of Phyllotreta striolata, 1030 nucleotides long. The record is from the annotation of a GenBank genome assembly. NCBI's taxonomy places the organism in Eukaryota, Metazoa, Arthropoda, Insecta, Coleoptera, Chrysomelidae.
ACAAACACAACAUAACCUACAAAAAUUUAAAAUUGAACUUGCACUAUAAUUCAGAAAAAAUGGAUAACGAAUCGCUUACAACAAAAAUAACACCUGAAUCAACCACUACUACCAACAAAUCGAGAUUGGGUUUUUGCGAAGUGUGCGCGUUUUAUAACGCGAAAUACACGUGCCCCAGGUGCGAAUUAAAAACGUGUUCGCUAAAAUGCAUCAAGAUUCACAAAUUAGAAUUGGACUGCAGCGGCGACAGAGACCGUACGAAGUACAUUCCCUUGAACAAGUUCACCAACUUAGAUCUAACCAGCGACUACAGAUUAUUAGAGGAAGUAUCCAGAUCUCUGGAGAAUUCCAGGAAACAUUUUCGCGGAAUCCGUUGGAAUAACAUACCACACAGAUUAAUACGAUUGAGAAACGUUGCGAAAUCGCAGAAGAUCGAAUUGAAAUUUCUACCGCCGAAAUUCGCCAGGCACAAAAACAACGCGACCUAUUUGAAAUUGAACCGGAUAUUUUGGCACAUCGAAUGGGUUUUCGUGAACUCCGAUAACACGAUACUCCACGAUUCGAACGUACCCGACACACAGAAAUUGUGUUCUACAUUAGAACGACACUUAGAUGCAAACAAUGAAGCUCUAGCGGAGAAGCUUCAGUACUAUCGAGCAGUCGGUUUAUCCGGGAUUAAGCUCCUUUUAAAAGCCGAACAGAAAGGGGGAAAGAAGUUCUACGAAAUAGACGGUAAUGUGCAGCUAAAAGAAAGCUUGCAGAAGAAAAUUAUUAUCGAAUACCCAACCAUUCACGUGGUGCUGAAGGAUCAUAGUUGUGGCUACAAUAUAAUCGAUUCGGAUGAUGAUGAAGAAAUCGAAGAAUCGAACAAACAUGUAAAAUCAGGACAUCAAAUUGUAAAUAGGAUAAUUAACAAGGCGGAGGAAGAUGAUGCGAAUAAAUCGAGUAAAAACUUUUUGUUUGUUAACGAAUAUUCCGAUGCGGAAGUGUCUGAUGAUGAUUAAGUUUAAUAAAGAGGCUUAUCGAAGGA